Messenger RNA from Amphiprion ocellaris (clown anemonefish), 2671 nucleotides. RefSeq names its product high-affinity choline transporter 1-like. The record is from RefSeq and is a predicted model, not a curated record. Bases 16 to 1758 code for a protein of 580 amino acids. Gene Ontology annotation, molecular function: choline:sodium symporter activity. The transcript has 8 exons. Gene Ontology annotation, biological process: acetylcholine biosynthetic process; transmembrane transport; choline transport. NCBI's taxonomy places the organism in Eukaryota, Metazoa, Chordata, Actinopteri, Pomacentridae. Gene Ontology annotation, cellular component: plasma membrane.
UGGCUUGUCUCUGGAAUGCUCUCCGUCACUCAGUUUCUCAGUUACUCAGACCUCAGCUCGUCUAGAGGAGAGCAGCUACUGCAAAUCAACCUGUCCAUCAUGGCUGUGAAUAUCCCAGGUGUGGUAGUGAUGCUGCUUUUCUAUCUGCUGGUCCUUGGGAUCGGAAUCUGGGCUUCUUUCAAGUCCAAAAGGGUGCAGAAGAAAAGUGAAGCCAAUGGAAUGGAGAUGGUCCUGCUGGGAAAUCGGGGCAUCAGCUUUGUGGUUGGCAUCUUCACAAUGACAGCUACGUGGGUUGGAGGAGGCUUCAUUGUUGGCAUAACUGAGAUGAUGUACACACCAUCUAUGGGACUGACCUGGACACUGAUCAUGGUGUCAGCAUACAGCACAGCUUUCAUUCUUGGUGGCCUGGUGUUUGCCAAACCAGUGAGAGACAAAAAAUAUAUGACGAUGCUCGACCCUUUCCAGAUCAAAUAUGGGAAAGGACUAACAGCUGUACUGUCCCUGUGUUCACUUUUCAUUGAUGUGUUCUGGGUGGCCAUAACACUAAUUGGUCUAGGAGCAACCGUGAGUGCAGUCUUGGAUUUGUCCUACGUUGUGAGCAUCUGGAUCUCUGCUGCUGUUGCCAUCACCUACACACUGUUGGGAGGUCUCUACUCUGUGGCCUACACAGAUGUUAUACAGCUUGUCCUCAUAUUUGUGGGCUUGUUCAUCUGUGUUCCCUUUGUUAUGAUGAACCCUUCCUCAUUAAACAUUAGUGAGACUCUGUUCAACAACACCUUACACGCUCCCUGGAUUGGUACACUACAGCUGGAACGGACCUGGAUAAUGAUUGAUGAUUUCAUAUACUGGGUGGUGAGCAGUUUGGGAAGUCAAUGCUUCUACCAGAGAAUCUUAUCAUCUUCCUCUUCAGCCACAGCCAAGCUCACAUGCAUCGCUGCAGCUUUCCUGGUUGCUGUGUUUGGGGUGCCUCCUAUUCUGUUUGGGGCUGUCGUCUCAUCCACAGACUGGAACCUGACCUCCUAUGGUUCUCCAUCUCCAUAUGAACGUGGGGAAGCAGCUCUCGUCCUGCCCAUCGCCCUGCAGCACCUCACGCCACAGUUUGUCUCCAUCAUUGGUAUCGGAUGUGUGGCGGCUGCCGCGAUGUCAUCAACUGACUCAGCUUUGCUUUCUGCAGCUUCUGUUUUCACCUCCAACAUAUACAAGAACAUCCUGAGACCUCAGGCAUCAGAAAGAGAGAUUCUGUGGUUGGUCCGUGGUGCUGUGGUUGUUGUGGGUCUGGUUGCUACAUCACUGACCAGCCUGUAUAACAGCGUAGUCAUUUUCUGGAUGCUUGAAGCUGAAGCUGCGUACAUCAUAAUCUUCCCUCAACUUGUCUGCGUCCUCUUCUUUAAAAUCUCCAAUGGUUACGGGGCUAUUCUAGGUGGUCUGGUGGGACUGGGGUUAAGACUGCUUAGCGGAGACCCAACACUUGGACUGCCAGUUGUCCUACAUUUCCCAGGAUGCACUCUUGAGGACGGUGUGUAUGUACAGUACUCUCCAGUUAAGAUCAUCUCCAUGGCAUCUGCCAUUGGGUUCAUCUUGCUGUUCUCCUACCUGGCAUCUAUUCUCUUUAACAAAAACCUGCUUCCUGAGAAGCUGGAUGUGUUCAAAGUGAAAGUCCAGCACUCACCUGAACCAGCGACAUCUGCAGGUGAUGCUCCAGAACACAAUGACAAUAAGACACUGGCAUCAGAGCCAAUGAUUAGCACAAAGUGUUAGCAUUCCUGUGUCGCCUUUGUUUUCUUGAAGCAUUAUAUAGACCAGUCAGCACUGCUAAAUACCCCUUAAGUGCAUCACUUUGGACAUUUCUUGCACAGUCAGUUUGUGAAGACAACCACCUCUAGGCAGAUUUACACAUGUGCAAUAUUCUUCAGUUUUUUCUUGAUGCAUUGAACUGUACUUCCACUGUAUCUAUCCUCUGACUUUUUCUUUUCUGUAACCUUUUCAAAGAGUUGCUUGGAGAGUUAUUUUGUGGUCAUACUGUGGUUAUCACCAGGGAAAAUGAUUUGCCAAUGACUGGACCUUUCAGAUACAGAUGUCUUCAUACUACGGUCACUUCUGACAUAUUACUUGCACUCAGAUAAUCUCCAUUUCAUGAACUAUGUGAUGUCUAGCUCCAAAUGGCUGCAGCUGUGAUGAAUUACAUGAGUCGCUACAAUGGGAGUGAAUACUUGUUCAAUCACUAAUUACUCCACCAAGGACAAUCAGCAUUGGUUUGACUGUCUGUUUGCAACAUUACUCAACAAUGGAUUAGCAGAUGUUGAUUUAAUUUUUAGGGAAGGCAUUAUAAAAUUAUAAUGAUGUCAUGAAUGAAAUGUUCUUUAAUUAUAAUGAUGUCAUGAUUAAAUGCGCUUUAUGAUGUCACACUACUGUAUAACUGUGUGACUGGGAACUCAUAUAACCCAUUGCACUCAAUAAAUUUCCAUUAUCUAACUUUAACCAUAAAAAUAUAACAAGUUUGUCGUGCAAGCACUUGGUUGAAACUGGCUGCUCAGAAACUGAUAAUACCAGUGAAACUUGUUCAUGUGCCUGCUUAAAAACUAAACUGUUUCCACCUAUUGUUAGUCACUCAUUCAGACUCUGCUCUGUUCAAGUGAUUCUAUGCUGCAAGUAAAACUUUGCUUUGACUUGA